AUGAGGGGAGUGGCGUUGAUGAGGGGGUGGGUUCGACGGCCUUCCUCCAUCUUUUCUCUUUUUGGCAGGAGUGUGAUGCACGGCACGACGACCUUUGCUGUGGCCACACGCACGUAUAUGCCGCUACCGAAUGACCAGAGUGAUUUUUCUCCCUACAUUGAAAUUGACUUGCCGAGCGAGAGCCGCAUUCAGGCGAUAAAUAAAAGCGGCCUCGGCGCCCAAGAUUGGGUGGCCUGCGAGAAGGUGCAUGGCACCAAUUUCGGUAUCUAUCUCAUCAACCUUGGCGACAAGGAAGUGGUGCGAUUCGCGAAGCGUAGUGGGAUUAUGGACCCCAACGAGAACUUUUUUGGGUACCACAUCCUCAUUGACGAGUUCACUGCCCAAAUCCGCAUUUUAAGCGACUUACUGAAGCAAAAGUACGGCUUAGGUCGGAUUGGGCGCGUCGUUCUUAAUGGCGAGCUUUUUGGUGCGAAGUAUAAACAUCCCCUUGUUCCCCCGAGCGAGAAGUGGUGCACAAUGCCGAAUGGGAAACGAUUCCCCAUCGCUGGUGUCCAAAUUCAACGGGAGGCGUUCCCGCAGUACAGCCCCGAGUUACAUUUCUUUGCCUUUGAUAUUAAGUACUCUGUGAGUGGGGCGGAGGAGGACUUUGUGCUGCUUGGAUACGACGAGUUUGUGGAGUUUUGCUCCAAGAUUCCAAAUCUGCUUUACUCCAAAGCACUUGUGCGCGGGACCCUUGACGCAUGCCUGGCGUUUGAUGUGGAGAACUUCCACACCCCUCUGCCGGCACUUUUGGGCCUUGGCAACUACCCGCUGGAGGGGAAUCUCGCGGAGGGCGUGGUCAUCCGACACGUGCAUCGUGGGGAUCCGGCGACUGAAAAGCACAAUGUCGCGACGAUCUUGAAGCUGCGCUGCUCCAGCUUUAUGGAGCUGAAGCACCCGGGCAAGCAGAAGGAGUUGAAGGAAACGUUUAUUGAUACAGUGCGCACAGGGGCUCUGCGACGUGUACGCGGGGACGUUACGGUGAUUGCAGAUUCCAUGCUUCCGCAGGUGGAGGCCGCCGCGAAUAAUUUACUGUUAAACAAUGUGAGCGAUGGUAGGCUUAGCAAUGUUCUUUCCAAGAUUGGGCGGGAACCGUUACUUUCUGGGCAGGUUUCACAGAAUGAUGUUUCCCUAAUGCUUGCCAAGGACGCUCUGAAGGAUUUUCUUAAGGAGGUGGACGCAUUAGUGCUUAACACGAGUCUCGCUUUUCGAAAGAUGCUUAUUUCUAAUGUGUACUUUGAGUCCAAAAGACUCGUUGCGCAGAAAUGGAAGGAACUCAUGAAAGAGGAGGAGACGGCGCAGCAGGAGGCGGAGGCGGCCGCAUUGAAGGCCCCUCCAGUAGCCGCCUGA
This is a messenger RNA of Trypanosoma cruzi, 1389 nucleotides long. Its product is annotated as mitochondrial RNA editing ligase 1, putative. Lineage: Eukaryota; Euglenozoa; Kinetoplastea; Trypanosomatida; Trypanosomatidae. The coding region runs from base 1 to 1389 and encodes 462 amino acids. Gene Ontology annotation, molecular function: ATP binding; RNA ligase (ATP) activity. The record is from RefSeq and is a predicted model, not a curated record. The transcript has a single exon.